This is a messenger RNA of Durio zibethinus, 1927 nucleotides long. Its product is annotated as nuclear envelope-associated protein 2-like. The record is from RefSeq and is a predicted model, not a curated record. Lineage: Eukaryota; Viridiplantae; Streptophyta; Magnoliopsida; Malvales; Malvaceae.
GCAUCUCUCUUUCUUUCUCGUCUUCAUAAUACUACAAGACUUAUACAUGGUCGUGGUAUAUAACACCUCUACGACUCCAUUAGCUGCCAUAAAUGAUAAGUACAUAUACGCUUCUCUUCUCUUCGCUUCUCGUCUUGGACCAGAUUUCUUUUCCCUACUAAAAUUCUAUUUUGGUCAAAACCAUUUUAUUGCUUAAAAAUUUUCGACUUUGAAAUCAAACUUUGGAACCGCUCUUUGCACUUAACUCCCCUCUCUCUCAAAUUUUUUUUUUUUUAAUCUUGUGAGUGUUAUUACUAUUAUUAUAUAUUACAAUAGUUGCUUGUGCUCCACUUAAAUUAAAUGCACAACCAUCAUGUUCACAUGCAGAUAUCACAGGGCAAUGCCUUUCAUUUAGACAUUUGCUGCAAACAAGUAGUAAGACCCUGCCCCUAAGUCACUAGUUUUUUUUUUUUUCUUCAAGGGUCUUGAUUCUGUCCUGUGGAUGCAUUCACUAUCAUAUCUUUAACAACAACGCCAUACUCACCGUUGGAUCAAGAGCUUCUAUCCCUGAUGUCAGUUUCUGAGCAAUCAACCGGCUCAUCGUCAUCCCCACCCAUUCUGCCAAGGGAUUUUGAUCCAUUGUUGAAGGAUUUGAAUGAGAAGAAACAAAGUUUUCGGCGUAACGUGGUGUCGCUAGCGGCGGAGUUGAGGGAGGUUAGGAGCCGUUUGGCAUCGCAAGAGCAGUCAUUUGCUGAAGAAACCCUAGCAAGACAGGAAGCAGAAAGAGAGGCAAGGAACAUGGAAGAGGAGAUUUUUAGAUUGCAGACAAGGUUAGAGGAGAGAAGUAGUCAGCUUCAGGCCUCAGCCAGUGCUACCGAGAAGUACCGUGGGGAAUUGGAUGAUCUCAGAUCACAGCUUUCAGUCUCUCAAGCAACUGCUGAUUCUAGUGCUACAUCCGCUCAGUCAGCACAGCUGCAGUGUUUGGCACUGUUAAAGGAGUUAGAUGAGAAGAAUAGUUCACUGAAAGAGCACGAGGAUCGUGUAACUAGGUUAGGAGAGCAACUAGAUAAUUUGCAGAAGGAUCUUCAAGCAAGGGAAUUUUCCCAAAAGCAGUUGAAAGAUGAGGUUUUGAGAAUUGAGCAUGAUAUCAUGCAAGCUGUUGCUAAGGUUGGAGUAAACAAGGACUGUGACCUCAGGAAACUGUUGGAUGAGGUUUCUCCCAAGAAUUUUGAAAAGAUUAAUAAGCUUUUGAUUGUGAAGGAUGAAGAAAUAGCCAGACUGAAAGAUGAAAUCAGGAUUAUGUCAGCCCACUGGAAGCUCAAAACCAAGGAAUUGGAAUCACAGUUAGAGAAACGGCGGCGAGCUGAUCAGGAACUGAAAAAGAGGGUGUUGAAGUUGGAAUUUUGUCUCCAGGAAGCUCGUGCUCAGACACGAAAACUGCAAAGGAUGGGAGAGCGCAGGGACAAAGCUCUAAAAGAACUUAAAGAUCAGCUGGCAGCAAAACAACAAUGUGGAGUUGUGGGUGCGGGGAAACAGAAUUUCUGGGAAACCUCUGGUUUCAAGAUUGUAGUUUCCAUGUCAAUGUUGAUCUUGGUGGUGUUUUCAAAGCGCUGAUUGAUUUAGUUAUCUAGAUGUGGUGUAAAUGAAUACCUGAAGAGUUUAGGAAAGCCGUAGAGCCAUUACCCUCGUAGAAAGGCUUUUAGAUGUAUGUAGUAAAGGAUCUUUUUCCUAGUAUCAGUCGAAAUCAAAUCUACCCUCGUUGUGAGCUACAUUGAGAUGAUUUCAUUGUUAUGCCGACAACAUUCAUGACAAUUUUUUCGUCCUUUUUCCUGUUUCCUUAUAAUGGCUCAUUAGCUGCAGUGCACACCAUCACCAAGACAAAAUGUCACCAAUUCUUCAUGCUUUAUCCCGCGUUGCGGGGCCUACAUUACAUAUGAUAGGAACGCUA